Caenorhabditis sp. 36 PRJEB53466 is the source of this 2753-nucleotide messenger RNA. The record is from the annotation of a GenBank genome assembly. NCBI's taxonomy places the organism in Eukaryota, Metazoa, Nematoda, Chromadorea, Rhabditida, Rhabditidae.
AUGCGUCGAAUUCUAUUGCUGCUUCUGUUGCCGUCGGUCCACGGCUCGUUCAGAAUGGUUGUAAUCAACGGCGAGCCGGCCAGUUACUCGGAUUAUUCGACCGUCUCCGAGUCGUGGACCUCUUGCGUGUCCUACUGUUAUUACUCGAGCACAUGUGUGACCGUGUACAGUCCAGACACCAGUGGAACUUGUCGCGUCUUCCGAAUUGAUCAGAUCUCAAGUGUUACACAGUUGUACGACACCACCGGACAGACAAUCGCUAUUAAAGUUCGUUUUUAAAACAUCUUGAAAUGUUUGACCUAAAGUUACAGAUGCUCUCAAACUCGACAGACGGUUCCUGUUCCUCCUCAUCAUCUGGAAACUCUAUGACUGUAAUUCCUCUUUUUUCCUAAAACUAUUGUCCAUUUACUCUUCUUUCAGGGCUACGUGACCACCAACUCCACCUAUCAAUCCUACAAUAUCACAGUUUCGGAUGCGACGUGGACGUUCAGCACAGACACCCAAUUGUCUUGUCUCUCGGACUUUCAACUAUUCGUUCGGCCACUGGGACCGUGGUGUAUUGGGGUACUUUAUGGGCAUCUAUUAAAAUAUACAUACAUUCUGACAGGUUAUCACAACCGGAUGCAUUUCUCAAACGGACAGUGUCAGCCAGUGCUCCAGUACCUAUGGAGGGAUCUUGAGUGGAUUGCAGACUAUUGAGGAGUAUGAUUAUAUUCUGUGUAAGGGUCAUACAGUGCGGUGCAAGUUUAUAAGGCCACCCCCGUUUGGCACUGCCACGUGGCGCUCGAAAAUUUUUACGACCCGGCGACUUCAAAAUCCGAUUCAGGGCACAAAGUUACGUAUGUUUGGUGAUUUUCGUGAUGAUACCUUGAAAACUGUCCGAACUAUCUUGAAAAAACUGAAAAUUUGCCUUUUGCAACCGUUGCAAGUUUAUAAGGCCACCCCAGGGGAUAGGGGUUUUCGCUAGUCCGGUCAACCCCUAUGAGCACAAAAUAAGUUGUACAUAUCUAACAAGACGUUUUAAAGCUGUUUUUGUCAUUCAGACGCUUUAGGUUUUUUCGUAAAAACAUGGAACAUGGAACUUUCCCGAGGAUUCGGAAAAACUCUUAACACAGCCAUUCAAAACGGCCGGAUGAUCGAACCAAGAGACCAGUUCUCAUCUAAAGUGCUUCAAAUACAUUUUGUGAUCAGUCCAGCCUAAAAGAACAUCUUAGAAAAACCGGAAACGGGUUUCUCAUGCCAAAAGGUUCCUCAUCCGUGCCGUUUCAACUGCGAAGCAGUCCUGCAACGGCAUGGAACAGGAGCUGGACCGUGGAUUUAGAAAGUGUAUGGUUUGGGAAACUGUUGAGGAGUGCCCUAACAAUGUUUCUGAGACCAUGUGACCCUCUCCGUGCAUUCCGUGCAUUGCCACAAGUCACAUCGCAUCGAAUGCGUCCGUGGCAACAUGUCGACCAAUGAGGGAUCGGCUGUUAUGAUCGGUUUUGUUUGUCCAGAAACAUGUUUUCCGGUGAAUUCAUGCCUUCUGCUGAAAAUAUGGUCAAUUUGAACGGUCUGGAGGAAUGGAAGUGAUACUGGCACGACAUCCGCACUGACCGCUUCGUCUUCUCAAAGAGAACCUUUGGAGAACGAAGCCUUAUGGUUUUGAACGCUUUCUCCUCGAUUGGAUAUUUACAAAAUGCAUUCAGAUAAACUUGUUGCACUGAUCUGAAGUCCUCUAGAAUCAUCUGAGACCCUCCCGUAGUUUAUUUGGUCUCAAUCAGAGUUUGGCGACAGGGAUGGCGAACAUUUUCGCACACACAUUCAGUUUCAAUGUCUGCCCGGUCUUCCAAAAAUUCUUUUUUGAGUUUCGACUAGUCACGAAAUGGAUUUGAAUCACUUUAGACAACAACUGAACCAUCGGUUAGGCCAUCCAACCGUUUUGAAUGGCUGUGUUAAGACUUUUUUGGAAUCCGUAGGGAAAGUGCCCCGUGGCAUGUCUUACGAAAAAACCUAAAGCGUCUGAAUGACAAAAACAGCUUUAAAACGUCUUUUUAGAUAUGUACAACUUAUUUUGUGCUCAUAGGGGUUGACCGGACUAGCGAAAACCCCUUUCCCCUGGGGUGGCCUUAUAAACUUGCAACGGUUGCAAAAAGCCGAUUUUAAGUUUUAUCGAGGUAGUUCGGACAGUUUUCAAGGUAUCAUCACGAAAAUCACCAAACAUACGUAACUUUUUGCCCUGGAUCCGAUUUUGAAGUCGCCGGGUCGUAAAAAUUUUCGAGCGCCACGUGGCAGUGCCAAACGGGGGUGGCCUUAUAAACUUGCACCGCACUGUAUAUAGGCAAAAAUAUGAUAUUUUGCUUCAGCGAUUGGGCAGCCAUACCUUGAAGCUCAAUCAACGUACACCAGAUACGGCUACUGGGUCAACGGUUUCCGUAACUCUUCGUGUAUGUAUCCGACCGCCAGGACCGCCGCGUGCAACGGCACAAACGAAUUCUACUUCACCGAUCCGCUACUAUCCGCCUACGACGGCUACGUUUGGGCGUCCGGCCAACCGGAUGGAAUCGCCUCGAAACAACUUCAGAACUGUUUGAGCGUCGACUUUUCGUCGGCCGAGGGUAUCGAUGAUUAUAAGUGAACUAUUCCGGUUUUGAACAACAAAAACACCGUAUGAUUUCAGCUGUAGUGCGACCACAGUGACAGUAAAAGCGACUUCAUCGACAGGCGGUUACACAUUGUGCUAUGCUGGAUAUGCUUGCGGACUCGAACCGGUUUAA